Messenger RNA from Salvelinus namaycush (lake trout), 5465 nucleotides. Its product is annotated as low density lipoprotein receptor adapter protein 1-A-like. Bases 3232 to 4182 code for a protein of 316 amino acids. The transcript has 9 exons. The record is from RefSeq and is a predicted model, not a curated record. NCBI's taxonomy places the organism in Eukaryota, Metazoa, Chordata, Actinopteri, Salmoniformes, Salmonidae. Gene Ontology annotation, cellular component: early endosome.
UCUCAGUGCUUCAUGUUCUCUCUCUGUCUCUCCGUGCUUCAUGUUCUCUCUCUCUCUCUGUCUCUCUCUGUGCUUCAUGUUCACGAUCUCCUUUUUCUUUCUGUCCAUUUUGUUCAGCAGGUUUUGUCUCAGCUUAAUGUUAGUCUUUGUAUGAUGGGACUAUUAUACUACACUACAUUUUUGCUUUUAAAUGUGAAGAAGCUGAAACAUUUGAAGUGGUAUCUUCUGUGAGUUUGAUUAUGAAUGGAAAAGUACUUUGUUGAUGUUUUGGUAUUAUCGCCAUUACUUAAAUAUGUGAUUCUUUUUUUUUUAAGCAACACAUUUCAGUUUAGUUAUGACGAUAACAAUGGUAAUGUACAUUUCUCUAUACCAGUGGUCUUGGCAAGAUCACCAAUUUGUACAUCAACUCACAUUCACCCUUGACUCCAAACAACAUCCGGGAUUAUCAAUUAACGCCAACAGUCCGGUCAAGAAAUACAUAUCUUUCACAAUUGGAUUGUCAAUGGAGAUGACCUGGUACUGCCUAAAGGUUAAGAUAUAUGACCUGGUACUGCCUAAAGGUUAAGAUAUAUGACCUGGUACUGCCUAAAGGUUAAGAUAUAUGACCUGGUACUGGCUAAAGGUUAAGAUAUAUGACCUGGUACUGCCUAAAGGUUAAGAUAUAUGACCUGGUACUGCCUAAAGGUUAAGAUAUGACCUGGUACUGCCUAAAGGUUAAGAUAUAUGACCUGGUACUGCCUAAAGGUUAAGAUAUGACCUGGUACUGCCUAAAGGUUAAGAUAUGUCAUCUGUUUGCUGCAAAUGCACUCAAACCCGUCUAUCCUUUUGGACCAAAUUAGAAUCUGUCGUUAGGCCAUAUUACUAAAAACCUACUGGAUUUAAUGAUGUCUAGGUAACUGAUGUUUACCAGUUGUAAAUUUCACUGUGCCUUGCAAAUUUCUUUUUUUUAAAGUAGUGAGUAUAAUGGGUUACUUCACCAAUCUUGAUAUAGGACCCGGGCUGUCUCAAUAGUGUUAGCUUGCUUCCUUUCAUUGUACCCUUUCCUUCGUGAUCUCUGAUCUGGCAGGUGGAAGCAACAUAUGGUGAAAGCCUCUCACCUAUCAUGAAGGAAAGGAGAUGAAGGAAGGAAGCCAGUGUAGUGGAUUGAGAUGUCCCCCAUCUCUUACCAUCUCCCAUGCAGCCCAGUCUCCUUUUAUAUUAAGCCCGAUACUCUUAGACACCGAUCAGUGUUGUCUUAAAAAAGGAAAGGAAACAAAUUGAUUUGGUAUAUGAAUGAACCUGGUCUGCCAAACAACAGCCAAACAGCUAUUAAAUAUGUCUACCUGGUCAGGCCAAAGGGGUCAGUAAGAUCAAACUCCAGGCUCUUAUGUCCACUACUACGGUGGCCCAGAGUGGACAUUUAUUUGUUUACAACCAAGGUUGGGGUCAAUGCCAUUUCAAUUCAGGAAGUAAAAACUGGAAUUUCAGUCAUCUUCAAUGUUUUUUAAUGAGGAAACAUUUGGAAUUUGGUUAACUUUCUGAAUUGAAAUGGAAUUGACCCCCGACCCUGUUUACAACCAUGUACAUUAUUACAUAGCGAUGAAUGUUGUAGGCUGUUUUUCUUCAGUUCAAAGUGCCACGUUUGGGUGUUUCUCAAUGCACCCCCUCUCCCGUUCAUUAGAUUGACGUAUCUCUUGCUUUAGGUUUGGAUAAAAGCAUCACACCAUAGCUACACAUUGUUGUGUUCAUGUAUUUGACAUUUUUUGGACGUUCGGUUCUGAUUUUUUUUUUUUUUUUUUUAGGUUGAUCAGAAAGCAGGUCCGGUAACGGUUAAAUUGACUCGCUGCUUUUGUUAUUGAUUUGGUUGCAGCUGUUUUCUCUCUUGCUUCAUGUUUUUAAUUCUCUCCUUCUAGCCUCUGAGUCGCAGAUUCGUUUCUGUUCAUCGCCACUCCUUAUGGAAUCGUCAUGCAAAAACAAUUGGCUUGAAAGACUACAUUUUAAGUUGGCAAGAGCACAAACAGAUCUGGGAAACAGGCUAAUCUCUUUCCAACUGGGAUGAUAAUGAUGACGAUGAUAGUGUGAAGUUUUGUAUUGUGGAAGUUACACCCUGCCCACUGGGCACACGCUUGUUGAAUCCUCGUCGUUUCCAUGUCUUUUCAAUGGCGUUACGUUGAGCCAACGUGAAAUAGACGUUCAGUUGACAUCUGUGCAGUUUGACCAUAGGCCGUGUUUUGUUUUGUUUUGUUUUUGGCCGUAGGGUGAAGUUGCCCCUAGAUGCUGAUUUUGGGUCGGUACCUAGACGAAACUUGACCCCCCCCCCCCGGGCGUUGUGUUUUCUCAUGUUUUCUACCUGGAAAGUAUUGGUGUGGAUCACAGUAAUGGACUUGUGACCUGUUGUGAAGAUGUUCUAUAUGUUUUAGUGGGAAAGAAAGUGUAUUUUGUUGUUCCACCAUGUUGUUUUCUCUCUAUCUCAAAGUGAUGAUGAUGAUGAUUAUGUCGGCUGAGUCCAAACUUCUCUGACUUUGGGGCCGUCACCUGGAAUUAAAAAAAAAAUGAGUCUUGCAGGCGAUGAUGAUGAUGAUGAUGAUGCAAGCUGUUUGAGAACAAUCUGUGUUGUAUUUCUUUCUCUCUCAGAUAUGAAUAUCUCUGAUGUUGCCAUCUGCCUAUUCAUCAGGCUCUUGUUUAGACUACUAAUGCACCAGAGCAUUAAUACAUUGUACCUCCAAUGAGUGGAAAAUCUGAUGAGAAACUUAGAGUUCCUAUUUGUCUGUGAACUUACAUUUUCCCUCUGGUUUACCUCAAUACUGAAUACGGAUUAGAAUUGUAUACAGUAGGAGCAGGAGGAGGGUUGUUACAGUUUAUGACCACAAGGUGGCGACAGUACGUUAUUUUUGUUGAUAACUCAUGAUUUGCGCUUUUAAAAAAAGAAAAAUGUUUUAAAACAUUGGGACAAGUAGUCUAGCAUCUUCGUUAUCACUUGUUGAUAUCACAGUUACAGAUAACAGGAAAUAAAGCAAAGGCAGUUUUAUUUUAUUUUUUUAAAUCAAAUGCCGCUUGACACUGUUUUGACCUCUUGGGAUUCCCUCCUGACGUAUGUUAGGUGGGGAUUCCCGUUCGGUUGAUUAGCAGAUAUAGCGCCGCACACCGGGUCCCAAUUCAACUCAUCGCAAAGACUAAGAAGUCAACUACAGUCUUUGGAGCUCUGUGGUCUACAAACUUGUUUGUCAAGUUUUCUUGUCCUAAAAGUCGGUGAUGGAUGCCUUACGGUCGGCUGGAAGAGCUAUCAUCCGAAGUCCAAGUAUCGCGAAACGGUCUUGGAAUUCGGGCAAACAUAAAAAACUUCCUGAGAACUGGACGGACACGAGGGAGACUGUUGUAGAUGGCAUGACCUUUAACCUCCGCCACCUAGGCAUGACCCUGGUGGACCAGGCCAAAGGAGAGGACCUAUCAGCAGCUGCUGUCAAGAGGAUCGUUGCCACGGCCAAAGCGGGAGGUAAGAAGCCUCAGAAGGUGUCUCUGAAGGUUUCUCCUCAGGGUAUAAUGCUCUACGAUAGUCUGACCAACCAGCUGCUAGACAGCAUCUCCAUAUACAGGAUAUCCUACUGCACGGCGGACAAGCUGCACUACAAGGUGUUUGCCUACAUUUCCCAGAACGCUCUCAACGGAACACUGGAGUGCCACGCCUACCUCUGCUCCAAGAGGAAAGUGGCCCAGGCAGUGACUCUGACUGUAGCACAGGCCUUUAGAGUGGCCUUUGAGUUGUGGCAGGUUGCCAAAGAAGAGAAAGAGAACGGGGUGAAGUCCGGCUCGGCUGGAGAAGCAACCGGCAUCUCCCAAUUAGAAGGAUCCAACAGCCUGGCUAGUCUGAAAGGAGAAGAUGUUGCCACGGGUAACCUGCUGGACCUGGAGGAACGGACUCAUGUUGCCGUGGUUCUGGAAACCAAUGGCAACGAGGAAACCAAUGGCAACGAGGAGUUCCAGGUGGACGACGCUCCCGAGAACGUUGAUAACGACGACACUGUCUGGGAAAUCGAGGAAGACUUGGAUGAGGCUUUUUCUAGACUGGCGGUGUCCCGUACUAACCCCCACGUCCUGGACGUUGGGGUGACUCCCCAGGAUUGGCUGACAGAACCUGACUGUGCCAAUGGGAACACAUGCAACCAGAACACCACCAAUGGAGAUGACUUCUUCCCUGUCUUCUGAUUGGCUACCGGAGAGCGACCGAGAAGCACAGCCUUCGGUUCUUUGGCCCAAUCCCAAAUCAACCCCUAGGCCCUACGCUGGAGCUACAGUAUACCAUAUUUGUGUCCUCCUCUCAGGUCUGCACAAGUGCAUCGGUCUAAGGCUUGAGAUGGGGCCCAUAGAGUUGACUUUGGCUCCAUUCCAAACCGAUCCCUUGCCUCUGUCCUUAUUCCCUAGUUGACACCCUCCCCCCUUAUAGAUCUGAAAGGACUGCAUAGGUUGAGAGCUUUUGGUUGAAAUUCUGUCAUUGUUUUUUUGUGUUUUUUUUUUCAAGUUUAAACCAAGUUUUUAUAGAUACACGGGGCCACCAGGAAGAAUCUAUGGGUAGAGGCUAGGGAUUUGAAUUGGGACCUGCCCCCCCCCCCCCCCCCCCCCCAUCCUAUUUACUGUUACAACCUCUGCUGUUACUUUUUGUUCUUUCAUUUCUAUGUACUGCAGUAGUAGAUAGUAUUACUACUUGGACCAUAGCAGCACAUUAGUACUCUUUGGACCAUAGCAGUACUCUUUGGACCAUAGCAGUACUCUUUGGACCAUAGCAGUACUCUUUGGACCAUAGCAGUACUCUUUGGACCAUAGCAGUACUCUUUGGACCAUAGCAGUACUCUUUGGACCAUAGCAGUACUCUUUGGACCAUAGCAGUACUCUUUGGACCAUAGCAGUACUCUUUGGACCAUAGCAGUAUGCAGUACUCUUUGGACUGUGGUAGUAUUUGAACCAUAAUCAGUAUUAUUUACCUAUGUAUUUAUUUUGUGUUGGUUAUAAUUUGUUCUAACUAAAGAUGGGGAUGUGUAUGAUUUCAGUCAGAUUUAUAUUGAGAUUUAGAGCUAAACUAUCUGUCACAUUUAAGAUUUGGAUUAGUCUUCUACAUAAACACACUUGAUACUACAAAGCCUCAAUACAGACCAAGCAAGACAACCAAUGUUGGUACUUCCUACUUUGUAUAGAGGAUGUAGGCUUUGCAUACUAGAGUUUUGUUCCGUUGCCAUGAAACAACAGCAGAAAACACUUUGGGGAAAAAAAGGUACUUCCUGAAUUUUUCCCCCACCAACUUAUUCACAACUAUUCAUCCUGUUUGUGCCUACUUAAAUGUGACCCAGGAAAGUGAUGUACUAUAUUGAAACCCUUUCUACCAUGGCCAGUUUCACCCUGUUCUGUAGCCUAUCUUGAGCUUCAUGACCAAUGCACCAUGUAAUACACUCUACUGUAUACCAGCAGAACUUUGAAUAAAACUUUUUUUAAUCAUG